AUGACCCCGACACCUCCUUCGACAAACUCCUCGAGUGCUGGCCACUCUCCAGAUUACAGGGUCGUCCGGAAACGAAAUCGAGUACCUUUGUCAUGUGGGCCUUGUCGGCACAGAAAGCUGAAAUGCAAUCGUUCAAAUCCCUGCGAAAACUGCGUCAAACGAGGAGAUGCCGCUUCAUGCAACUAUGCGCAACCCAACUCGCGCAGGAAGAACCCGUCCCAGCAGUCGUCCAACACACCAGAUGAUAUGCAAAAUCGCAUCGAUCGAUUAGAAGGCUUGGUUCUUUCGUUGAUGACAAACGGCCCUCAGUCCGAGGGUCCAGCUGCUGCCAUGGCAGCAAUCUCCGGCGAUGGUAGCGGGGACUCGGCUCGGUUCUCCAAUGACUACGAUAUCGAGGAGGAAGGUAUGGAGGGCGCCGAAGAGAGCGACACGGACCAGGUGACGAAGUCGUUUGGUAUCAUGAAGAUGGACAAUAAUAAGUCCUAUUACAUCAGUGAAGCCCAUUGGGCGGCUGUAUUGAAUGAUAUCGCCGAGGUGCGGAGCUACUUCACAACACACAGGAAGCAAUUCGAUGAGCAAGUCGAAAAAGUUAAAGCGGCCCGUCCAGCUACUGAUACGCCAGGCGCCACUUUGUUGUUUGGUAUCAAUAAGCCGAUGAGCCGUAACGAGAUCAUGACUGGCCUGCCAUCUAAGUAUACAACUGACAUUCUCAUUGCUCGCUAUUUCAAUUGCUACGACCGUGCAACCCAUAUUCUUCAUGCGCCCACAUUCCAAGCACAGUAUAAUAAACAUUGGGAUGACCCUGCGGCGACCGAACUUGUAUGGAUCGCCAUGCUUUUUGCUAUGAUGAGACUGGCAAUGCUAUCUUACCAUCGCGAAGGCGAUGAGCCACCUGAAUUCCGGGGCAAGUCCAUGGACAUGGCUGGGGGAUUCCGAAAUUCUGUAGCCCAGUGCUUGACAUUGGCUGACUACACGAAACCUCACCGUUUUUUGAUUGAAGCACUCGUGUUUCAUUUGCAUGGCGAUUUUGAUCAGACCCGAGAGGCGGAUAUUUCGAUCUGGGUUAUGACUGGCGUUAUUGCUCGUUUAGCAAUGCGAUCAGGAUACCACCGUGAUUCCAAAAUGUUCCCAAACAUCACACCUUUCCAGGGUGAGAUGCGUCGACGAGUGUGGAGCUUUGUGCGACAAGCCGACAUUCUAUUCUCACACCAGGUUGGGUUGCCAGGCAUGAUCCGGGGUACAGAUACCGAUACCGAGCUACCACGGAGUUUGUACGAUGAUGAUUUCGAUGAAGACUGCAAGGAGCUCCCGCCACCUCGCCAAUUGAAUGAGCCAACACCGAUCUCGUACUUGAUUGCUAAGGCGCGCCUGACAAACUCAUUUAGUCGCGUGGUUGAGCAAAGUGCUUCUGUCGCGUCAGUUCCUUACGAAAAAGUGAUGGAAAUUGACGCGGAACUUCGACAGGCAAGGGAUUUGAUACCUGAUCACUUGCGCAUUCGGCCUAUGGAGGAGUGCCAGUUGGAUCCUGUUAAUCUAAUAAUGUCACGGUUUGCUGUAAUGGCCGUAUACAACAAAGCCCAGAUUGUGCUUCAUCGCCCAUACCUGGGUCGCGCUCGAGAAAAUCCUCGCUUUACCUAUUCUCGAAGGACAUGUAUCGACUCGGCGAUGGAGUUAUUGCAAGUCCAGGCGCUUCUGCACGCGGAAGCGUGCAACGGACGCCUACGCAGUCGCCAGACCCGGGUAACUUCCCUCAAUUCAGCCGACUUCUUACUCGCAGCCACCGUCGUUACUCUCGACUUAUACCAAGGCAUGUCAUUGCAGGGGACCGGCCGGCCAUCGGGAGACACAUACACAUGGGGCCGAGAGCGGCGCGAUGAGAUGACCGCUGCGAUCCAACGAUCAAUAGAAAUUUGGGAUGAGUCGCGUGAUGAGAGCAUGGAGGCAUUCAAAGCAUCAACCAUUCUUGGUGUGAUGCUCAGCAAGCUGAAAGUGUCGGCCUCAACUCUUGAAAAUGGCACCGGAGCAGCUUCAUUUGAGCCACAAGAUGAGAAGCAGAACGCGGCCAUGACUCUCGGCCUGCUAAGCAGUGGAAUGAGCCCGAUGAACCCGGGUCCGCCGCCGUUUGCUGAUCCCAUGUUCAAGAUGGGAGACUUGCCAAUGGGAGUAGGAGCAGGUGGCAUGGGCGGCUUGACUGAGAUGCCGGGUGCGCCUUCGCCAUUUAGCAGCAUGUUUGGGCAGAUGCCGGAUAUGCAAGUCAAUUUGGAUUGGGAUGCUUGGGACACAUACAUCCAAAACCCAACACUCGACACAACAAAUCAAUUCUGGCCUAUGAUUGAUGCACAACGCCAAUCAAUCCCACAGCCUGGAGGCAUGACACAGCCUCCGGUGCCUAGUCCUUUAAGCUCGGGACAGGUGCCAUCAACUACUGGUGUUCCGCGCCCACCGACAAUGUUCUCAGCAUCUUCCAGCAGCCCUGAUAGUGGAGGUGUGCCAGUAACAGGAUACGCAACGGCGCCAAUACCUCAACAAAAGAAUGGCCGGGGUCAAGGUUCCAUAUAA
Penicillium griseofulvum is the source of this 2559-nucleotide messenger RNA. RefSeq lists its product as uncharacterized. The transcript is spliced from 7 exons. Lineage: Eukaryota; Fungi; Ascomycota; Eurotiomycetes; Eurotiales; Aspergillaceae. The coding region runs from base 1 to 2559 and encodes 852 amino acids. Gene Ontology annotation, cellular component: nucleus. Gene Ontology annotation, biological process: DNA-templated transcription; regulation of transcription by RNA polymerase II. The record is from RefSeq and is a predicted model, not a curated record. Gene Ontology annotation, molecular function: DNA-binding transcription activator activity, RNA polymerase II-specific; RNA polymerase II cis-regulatory region sequence-specific DNA binding; zinc ion binding.